AUGAGAAACACAACAGUAGUGACUGAGUUUCUUCUCACUGCGCUGUCAGAUAAACAAUGGACCCUCUCUACAUUCUUCAUUGUUUUCCUCCUGAUCUACAUGAAUACUCUACUUAUAAACGUAUUAAUUAUCAUAUUGGUCAUCGCAGAUCCUCAGCUUCACACACCCAUGUACUUCUUUCUUGGAAACCUGGCAUUUUUGGACACAUCGUAUUCAUCGGUCACUGCACCAAGGAUGCUCUCUGACUUCAUCACUAAAAGUAAAGCCAUAUCUAUUCAUGCUUGCCUAACACAAAUAUUUUUCUUUCUCCAUUUUGCAAGUGCAGAGCUUUUCCUGUUGGCUGCUAUGUCCUACGAUAGAUAUGUUGCAAUCUGCCACCCUCUGCAUUACAUUCAGAUCAUGUCCUGGAAGGUCUGUGGUCAACUUUCAUCUGUGGUCUGGAUCCUCGGUUUCCUUUAUUCUUUGGUCCAUACUCUUUGUUUACUGAGGUUGAGAUUUUGUGGCUCCAAUGUUAUCCACAAUUAUUAUUGUGACCUUCCACACUUGUUCCAGAUCUCUUGUACUGACACUUUUAUCAAUUUUCUAGUAAUAUUUAUUGUGGGAGGAUGCCUGGGACUAGUGGCUUUUGCCGUAACGUUCUUUCCAUAUAUUCGUAUUUUCAUCACUAUACUCAGAAUACGAACAAAAGAUGGAAAGCUUAAGGCUUUUUCAACCUGCACAUCACACCUUACUGUGGUCUUUAGUUUUUAUGCUUCUCUCAUCUUCUGCUAUUUGGUACCAACCACAAGUUCUCUGUUUUAUGUAAACAUUCUGAUGUCUGUGGUUUAUUCUGUAAUUAACCCUUUGCUAAAUCCUCUGAUCUACAGUGUAAGGAAUAAGGAUCUUAAGGCUGCACUAAGCAGAGUUUUGCAUCAUGUAAGUAAAGCAGUAUCUCGUGAAGUAUGACCCAACAUACUGUCAGGGUUAUUCUCUAAA
Pelobates fuscus (common spadefoot toad) is the source of this 975-nucleotide messenger RNA. Its product is annotated as olfactory receptor 5AR1-like. NCBI's taxonomy places the organism in Eukaryota, Metazoa, Chordata, Amphibia, Anura, Pelobatidae. The record is from RefSeq and is a predicted model, not a curated record. Gene Ontology annotation, biological process: G protein-coupled receptor signaling pathway. Gene Ontology annotation, molecular function: G protein-coupled receptor activity; odorant binding; olfactory receptor activity. Bases 1 to 945 code for a protein of 314 amino acids. The transcript has a single exon. Gene Ontology annotation, cellular component: membrane.